Perca flavescens (yellow perch) is the source of this 6621-nucleotide messenger RNA. It is a transcript of the gene ptprb, whose product is annotated as protein tyrosine phosphatase receptor type b. The record is from RefSeq and is a predicted model, not a curated record. Gene Ontology annotation, molecular function: cadherin binding; protein tyrosine phosphatase activity. Lineage: Eukaryota; Metazoa; Chordata; Actinopteri; Perciformes; Percidae. The transcript has 40 exons. Bases 580 to 6534 code for a protein of 1984 amino acids. Gene Ontology annotation, biological process: angiogenesis; peptidyl-tyrosine dephosphorylation involved in inactivation of protein kinase activity. Gene Ontology annotation, cellular component: signaling receptor complex.
CAAACGCUCUUCGUCUCUAUUUAUAACGUCUACCUCUGCUGGGAGUGCGCCUAGGUGCGCUGGCGUUAUUUAUACAUCCAUGCGGGCAGAUCCUAGUCGGGCCUUUUUGCUCUGACUCACAGAGCUGUCGGCUCUAUUGAGGAAGUCCGUUAGUGACUCCCGGCCUCGGCACUAUAGAGUCUGACCGACACACACACACACACACACACACAGACCGACAGGAAGAGAGACAGAUGGCUGAGAGUGAGACAGGCAGGGAGUGCAGAGGAAAAAAGGACUGUUUGAAGUCUGAGUUGAGGACGCACACGAGACAAGAGAAGAGACAACGCCGGACAACGCAGACGAGAUUUAUGGGAAAAAAGACAACUGUCAAAUAGGGAUUGAUUGUUUUUCUGAAAGGCCUUUUCAACUAGUUGUUGUCCAGCUGUUUCUUUUUCUAGAAGGAGUCUGUGCACGCUGAAGACCGGCCGCCGAAGACAGAAAGAGAGGAAUAUUUUCUGUCUCAGACGCACGUCUUCUACCUCGGCCGCAGGAUUAUGGUGCAGUUGGUUCGGUCUGAAGAUCUGAAGGAGGAUUAAAAUGCUGAAAUGUAAAGUUGACCCAGGUCUGUGCUUCACCUCGCUGCUGCUGCUGCUGCUGCUGCUGGUCCGGGAUCUGAGCAGUGCAGCUCCCGCAGAGUCCCAGUCCGUCCCGUGUAACAUCUCGGUGUCUGGACCCGUAUCCGGCCUGGACUCCAUCUCGCUGACCGUCACCACGCCCGGACGCAACUGCUCCUUCACCGUGACGUCUCCGGACGCCGCGGCAGACGGCGCCGAGUGCACGGCGAGGAGAAACGAAGGAGAGGAGGAGGAGGAGAUUGGAACAGACUACCUUAGAACUAACCAGCUAGGAGUGGAGGAUGGAGGGAACGAGGAGCUAGGAGGCGUUUUCACCUGCGAGCUGCAGCAGCUGGAGCCAGGAACCUCCUACCUGCUGCAGGUCCAGUCCCAGAGAGAUGAGGAGACGGCAAACAUCACCCUGAACACCAAGCCAUCGGCAGUGAGUGGCCUGGCGGUGACCUCCAGCACCUGCAGCAGCCUGGGCCUUUCCUGGCAGGCCGGCCCGGGCAGAACAGAGCGCUUCAAGCUGCAGCUGUGGGAUCAAACGGGUCUGCUGAGGAACGAGACGUUAGAGAGCACCGCAACGCAACACACGCUGCUCGACCUGUCGCCGGGGCGACUGUACAACGUUACCGUGGUGACGGAGGCUGGCGGGCUGCAGAACGGCCGGACGACGGCGGCUCAGACAGCUCCCGCCCCCGUCUCCAACCUCGCCGUCGCCUACAGCGACAGCACCAGCUUGCUGUUGUCAUGGCAACGUCCCGCGGGUGACCUGGACGCGCUCGUCGCCGCCGUCGUCGGCGUCCUGACCAAUGGGACGAGCCGCUGGGAGACGACGCUUCCGCCGGACACCACGCGGGUCGCCGUCGACCAGCUGACUCCCGGCUCGGCCUAUCGGGUCGCGGUGACGUCGAGGAGCGGCAAGCUGACGAGCCAAUCAGAAAUCACCGUCAGGACAGCUCCGGCGGCAGCGUCCCUCCUCUCCCUGUCUCCCUCCCCCUCCGGAGGCCUCCUCCUGUCUUGGUCGCCCCCCGCUGGUCACUGGGAGAGCUACACGCUCCUCCUGUUCGACGGGUCGCAGCUGUUAGUCAGCGCCACUCCGGAGCGAGAGGCGGCGAACUUCAGCUUCCCCGGGACUGGGCUAACGCCUGGAAGAACGUACAGAGCUGUGCUAAGAGUGGAGAGCGGAGGACUGACGGCUGAGAGCAGCUGUGAAGGAGCAACAGCUCCGGCCUCGGUGUUGGACCUCCACGUACGCCACUCUGACGAGACAUCGCUCAGCGCCAUGUGGAGCCACGCCCCCUCUGGGUCACGUGACAGCUACUUCCUGACCCUUCGCCACGGUAACGUCACCGUGGAUACCAGGGAGGUGGAGCCUAACAUGAGGGAGUGCACGUUCAACGUGCUCACACCUGGGCGGCUGUACACCAUCACCGUGACAACCAGGAGCGGGAAACUGAACACCUCCGUGUCAUUGGAAGGGAGGACAGUUCCCAUGGCGUUGCAAGCGAUUACUCUGACAUGCUCCGGGGUCAGCAGCCUUCAGGCAUCAUGGGAAAAACCACCGGGAGACGUGGACUCGUUCAUUCUGACUCUCCUGCAAGACAGUGUUGUGGUUCAGAACUACAGCGUUCCGGUCGGUUCUUCUUCUCUGCUGGUCACUGGUUUGACUCCCGGCGCUCUCUACCGGCUGCAGGCCGCAGCCGUCAGCGGGGGGCUGCGCUCUACAAGCACCAGUCUGGAGGCACGCACCGCCCCGGCGUCGGUCUCCGAGGUAACCGUCGCCAACGGCGGCCGGUCGGAUGCUCUGCGGGUGUCGUGGCGCCCGGCGCCGGGCGUGGUGGACAGCUACCUGGUCCGCCUCCAGGACAGGGGUCGGAGCAUCCACACGCUGGCCGUGUCCCGCUCCUCGCCGCCCGAGUGCUCCUUCAGCUCGCUGGUGGCCGGCCGCCUGUACUCGGUCGUCAUAGUGACGAGGAGCGGCAGCCUGGAGAACGCCACCGCCAUUCAAGCACGGACACAGCCGGCCACUGUGCAAGACCUGACAGCUGUGCACUCGGCGAGAGACGACUUCCUCAAGGUGUACUGGCGUCACGCAACUGGAGAUCGGGACCGCUACGUUGUUCUGAUCCGUUACAACAACAGCGUGCUGCAGAACAAGAGCGUCUCCGCCACGCGCAACGAGUGCGUCUUCUCGUCUCUGUCGCCGGGGAGACUCUACACCGUCACCGUGGAAACCUGGAGCGGGGACUACGUCGGCAGCGUCUCCACCGACGGACGCACAUUUCCGGCAGCUGUUGGAAAUCUGUCGCUGGACAACGCAGGAACAGGUGAUCUGACUGUCACCUGGAGCCCCGCCCCCGGAGACGUGGACCACUACGAGGUGACUCUGCUCUUCAACGACACUCGCGUUUUCCCUCCGGUGACGUUGGGCAGCGAGCAGCGGCGUCACCGGCUGACCUUUCUGACUGCCGGGCGGCUUUAUAAGAUCGUGGUGUCGACGUUCAGCGGGCCGUACCAGAGGGCACAGCACAUCGAGGGACGGACAGUUCCCAGCGCCGUGGGGAACCUGCGUCUGUCUCCACGCUCCUCCGUCGGCGGGCUGAUGGUCUCCUGGACACCGGGAGGCGGAGACUUGGACAUGUAUGUCGUCUCCCUGUCCACCACGGACGGCGUCGUCGUCGAGACUCGCCCCGUCCCGAAACACGUCUCCUCCCUGGACUUCCAGGAUCUGACCUCAGGCCUCGCCUACACCAUCAGCGUCCAAUCACUGAGCGGGAAGCUGACCAAUCGGAACACAGCCACCGGCAGAACCGCUCCGGCCAGAGUCACGGCGCUGCAGGCUGAUAACGACCACACCACGCACAGUCUGACCAUCAGCUGGGAGAGGCCGGUGGGCGUGUACGACGGCUACAGCCUGCAGUUAUUGGACGAGGCCGGCGUCGUUCUGGCCAAUUGGUCGGUCCCUGUGGGGAGUCGGAGCGAGCGCCUGGAGGGUCUGACGUCGGGGAGGUGGUACAGAGUGAAGGUGGCGACGCUCAGCGGUGGCGUCCCGUCACCGGACGCCACCGCAGAGGGACAAACUCGUCCGGCUGCAGUCAGUAAUCUAACCGUCACUUCGGCCAACUCCUCCUCUCUCUCCUUCUCCUGGCGUCCCUCGGACGGCUACGUCGAUACCUACGACCUCUCGCUCUACAGCGUCACCGAGGCAACAGCCAAUCACAGGCAGGAUGCUGCAGCGGGCGGGAAAGAGCAUCACCAGGCGGGGGUGGAGCCGGUGGACCUGCAGAAAGUGGGUCCAGCUGCAGACCGCUGUGUGUUCUCGGGCCUGCGAGCAGGAAGUCUGUACCGACUGCAGGUGGUGAGCUGGAGCAGAGGCAUGAGCAGCGACUCCUCGGUGCUCGCCAGAACCGUCCCGUCUUCAGUUUCAUCUCUGCAGGUUGAGAGUUCGGGACGGACGGACAGACUGACGGUCAGCUGGCAGCACGGAGACGGAAGCUGGAGCAGCUAUCAGGUGGUGUUGUACGACGUUUCUGGAGCCACUCUGGGAGCCCAGACGCUCGGGGCAGAGCACAAGAGUCACACGUUCUCUGGGCUGAUUCCUGGUAGGCUGUAUCGCGCUGAGGUCAUCACACACAGCGGGGAACUGACCAAUAACAUCUCAGCCUUCGGACGCACCGCUCCAGAGCCGCCCACCCACCUGUCUGUCAAACAAGGCCCGACCAGUGACACGAUAGAGCUGUCGUGGUCCGGUCCCGCCUCCGGCGACUACGACAGCUUCGGCCUGCAGUGGACGCCUCCCGACAGGCUGUCCGUCACGCAGACUCACCUGACCGGCCGCAUCCUGGGCGGGAUGUUUCCAGGGCGACUGUACAACUUCACCGUGGCGACCCUAAGCGGGGGCGGAGCCCCGGACAGGCCCGCGGUCAGGAGCCAGCCAAUCCAGAGGAACGUCAGGACAAGUCCUUCUCCUCUGAAGUCCAUCCACUGCUUCCCUCUCUCCUCCUCCUCCCUUUCCUGCUCCUGGUCGCCUCCUCUCGCCGACUUCGACUCCUACGAGGUCGAGUGUCGUCGCCACGACGACGGGGAGCUGACCUCGGCGCUUCGUCUGGCGGGGGGCGUCACCGCGGUAACGCUGGACCACUUGGAGGCGUACAGGAAGUACUCUGUGACGGUCAGAGUGGCGUCAGCCGGACAGACGAGUCUGCCGGCGACACACACAACCGUUACCAUGAUAGACCGCCCUCCGGUCCCGCCCCCGAGCGUUCGUGUCAGUGAGAGGUCAUCAAAGGUCACGCCAUCCUCCAUUUUGUUUCGCUUCAACUGCUCGUGGUUCAGCGACGCCAACGGAGCCGUGCGGUACUUUGCCGUGAUCGUGGCCGAGUCCGACGCCAAUGAGAUGCUGCAGCCGGAGCAGCGCCACCCUCUGCCCUCCUACCGCGACUACAUCAGCAACUCCUCCGUGCGAGCCUAUCAGAGCGCAUACUUCUCCAGCCGCUGCCCGCAGGAUGCCGACACCGCCGCCGCUGCUCAGGUGGUGGAGGUGAACCUGGGCGCUGGAGGAGAUCGACUGGGCGGGGCAUGUGACCGUUACCAUGACGAUGACCUCUACCUGAGCGACAGCUACGGCGGCUUCUGUGACGGGCCGCUGAAAGCCAAAACCUCCUACAGGCUGAGUGUAAGAGCCUUCACCAAACUGUUUGAUGAAAACCACCGAGAGUUUCCUCAGCCGCUCUUCACCGACACGUACCUGUCUAAACCGCUCAGGACGCUCUCAGAGCCUCUAGGUGGCGUGGUGGAGGGUUUGAGUGCCGGGAUGUUCCUGAUCGGUAUGAUGGUGGCCGUCGUCUCUCUGCUGGUCUACCGACAGCGGCUACGCAAAGUGGCUGUACAGGAGAACCCGGUGGUGAGGAUGAGUAUGUGGAAAGAAGUGCCCGCUGCAGGGUUAUAUCUGGGCGUCAGGAGCAAUCGUCGAGUCACCAGUCCGAUCAAAGCCUGUCACUUUGAGACCCAUCUGACUAAACUGCAGGCCGACUCCAACUACCUGCUGUCGGAGGAGUUCGAGGAUCUGAAAGAUGUCGGACGCAACCAGACGAUGGAUGUGGCCAGAGUGCCGGAGAACCGAGGAAAGAACCGCUACAACAACAUCCUGCCAUAUGAUUCCACCAGAGUAAAGAUGGCGUACCUGGAGGACGACCCCUGCUCCGACUACAUCAAUGCCAGCUACGUACCGGGUAAUAACUACCGUAGGGAGUACAUCGCCACUCAGGGCCCGCUGCCCGGCACUAAGGACGAUUUCUGGCGGAUGGUUUGGGAACAUGGCGUCUACAAUGUCGUCAUGGUGACGCAGUGUGUGGAGAAGGGACGGGUGAAGUGUGACCAGUACUGGCCUCCAGACAGAGAGCCUCUGUACUACGGAGACCUGGUCCUCCAGAUGCUGUCGGAGUCCGUCCUGCCCGAGUGGACCAUCAGAGAGUUCAAGAUCACCUCGGAGAGCGGCUGCAGUUACCCUCGGGUGCUGCGUCACUUCCACUACACCGUGUGGCCCGACCACGGAGUCCCGGAGAGCACCCAGUCUCUGAUCCAGUUCGUCAGGACGGUCCGGGACUACGUGGACCGAUCGCCCAGCACCGGGGCCACCGUGGUACACUGCAGUGCUGGUGUCGGCCGUACAGGGACUUUCAUCGCCUUGGAUCGGGUUCUGCAGCAGAUGGACUCUAAAGGAACCAUUGACCUGUACGGAUGUGUGUUCGACCUGCGCCUGCACCGCCAACACAUGGUCCAAACUGAGUGCCAGUAUUCCUUCCUGCACCAGUGUGUGCGGGACGUCCUGAGAGCCAGGAAACAUCGCAGCGAACAGGAGAAUCCUCUCUACCCCAUCUACGAAAACUUCAACCCCGAGUACUGCCGCGAUUUCAUCUACACCGGGCGCUGAACAGAUAACAUCUGAUCUGAUCAGGAGAGAAGAAACUCUGCUACGUUAGCUCAUCCUGACUUUAUUAAAACUAUCAGAGUUAUUAAA